AUGUCAGAUGUGGCAGUAUCGUUUCUUCUAAACCAGCUGCGCGUGCUCCUCGCGCAAGAGAGCAAUCUUCUCAAAGGACUCGAACGUGAAGUCGAGAGCAUCCGGGACGAGAUGGCCCAGAUGACACAGCCGACUCGAAAGAAGAAAGCAAUCCCAACCUCAAGGAAUGGGUCAGACAGGUCCGAGACAGAUUGCUUCAGAAAUCGAGGACAUAAAUGUAAGCUGGAAGACAUUUCUAGAAGGCAGCACAGGUAUCGAGACAUGUACUUUUCAGUCGCAGACCAAGCGAAAAACGAAUGGCAUGAAUACAGAGGAGAUGCCCUGUUCCUGGACAAGGCCGAAGUUGUGGGCAUCGAGAAGCCCAAAAUGCCAUUCCACCUCAAGAGCGGCAACCUGCAGAGAAUAUCUAAACUGCUAUCCCUCAGCUAUUACGAGUUUCCGGAGGGUGGCCCACUAGACAAGUGGAAGAUUAUCCGGCUGUGGGUUUCGGAAGGGUUUGUGCAGGCGAGACAGGGAAAGACCUUGGAAGAAGUGGCCGAGGUGUACCUGAACGAGCUUCUCGGCAGGAGCCUAAUCCAGGUGGCGAAGGAAAUCGACGGGCGGCUAAGAGUGUACCGAACACACGACCUGCUACGCCUCAAAGUCCAGAGAAUAGAACAUUGUGUCAAUAUACGGAGAAGGGAAUUCAAGGAAAUAGCUGCUAAAGGUACUGGACCUACAGAAGCUCAGUUGGACACCAUUCCAAAUGAGGUUUUCAAGUUAUACCAUCUCAAGUAUCUCAGCUUAAGGAAAACACAUGUGAGGUUCAUACCCCGGUUGAUCGAGAAUCUAAAGGAGCUCGAAACACUGGAUAUCAACCACACUAAUGUGACCAAGUGCCCGUCGAAAUCCUUAAGCUCUGCAAACUCCGGCACCUUUUGGCGGCUGCUUAUCUUCCCUACAGAAGCUCUGCUGGAUAGAUGCAGAGGAAAUCAACGGAACCAAAACAAUGAGGGAAAUAGGGAACCUAAACCAGCUACGGCGUUUGGGGAUCUCGAAGCUCAGGGCAGCGGACGGAUUCAAGCUCUGCACCUCCAUCGCGAAGCUAACCGAUCUGCGCUCGCUCAGCCUUUGCUCGAUCGACGACGGAGAGGUUCUGGAUCUGGACCACGGCCAAUCAUCGCCGGAUCUGCCGUUCCUAGGAGGCUCGACCUGCGGGGCCACCUGGAGAGGCUGCCGCGGUGGGUCCCAUCUCUGGACGGGCUCACCACACUUUACCUGAGCUGGAGCCGAUUGAGGGACGACCCGCUGGAUCUACUCCGGGACCUGCCGAAUCUGGCGGUGCUCGUGCUCCACUACGCCUACGACGGCGAGGGUUUGAGAUUCGGCGCCCUAGGGUUUCAGAAGCUGAAGCAGCUGUUUUUGGGGGGGUUGAGGGGGCUGAAGCGGGUGGAGAUGGAGAAAGGGUCGAUGCCGGUUUUGGAGUGGCUGACGGUGAUGGACUGCCGGAUAAUGGCGGAGCUGCCGGAGGGGAUCCGCCAUUUGAGCGGCCUGCGGACAGCGAGCUUCAUCAACAUGGGCGAGGGUUCCGUUGAGGGCGUGGCGGAGCAGAAGAGGGCCGAAGGGGAUAAAUGGUGCCUCGCGCACGUCCCCAUUUUC
This is a messenger RNA of Striga asiatica, 1638 nucleotides long. Lineage: Eukaryota; Viridiplantae; Streptophyta; Magnoliopsida; Lamiales; Orobanchaceae. The record is from the annotation of a GenBank genome assembly.